GAGCGGGUCCGUGUCCGGGGGCGGGGGCAGUGCCGAGUCAAAGACGAGUGAAGGUGGAAGCGACGGCGGUGGCGGCGGCGACAGGCAGCCAUGGCGGAGCUGCAAGAGGUGCAGAUCACUGAAGAGAAGCCACUGCUGCCAGGACAGGCGCCGGCGGCCGCUAAGGAGGCUGAGUUAGCAGCUAGAAUCCUCCUAGAUCAGGGACAGACUCACUCUGUGGAGACCCCCUAUGGCUCUGUUACCUUUACUGUCUAUGGCACCCCGAAGCCCAAGCGUCCAGCAAUCCUCACCUACCAUGAUGUGGGGCUCAACUUCAAGAGCUGUUUCCAGACACUGUUCCAGUUUGGGGACAUGCAAGAAAUCCUGCAGAACUUUGUCCGGGUUCACAUCGAUGCACCGGGCAUGGAAGAGGGAGCGGCUGUCUUCCCCCUGGGGUACCAGUAUCCAUCUCUGGACCAGCUGGCUGACAUGAUUCCUUGCAUCCUGCAGUUUUUAAACUUCUCCACCAUCAUCGGGAUCGGGGUCGGAGCUGGAGCCUACGUGCUGUCCCGCUAUGCUCUCUCACACCCCGAAACGGUGGAGGGUCUCGUCCUCAUCAACAUCGACCCCAAUGCCAAGGGCUGGAUGGACUGGGCUGCACACAAGCUGACCGGUCUGACGUCCUCCGUGCCGGAGAUGAUCCUCGCACACCUCUUCAGCCAGGAGGAGCUAUCGGGCAGCUCGGAGUUGGUGCAGCGCUACCGGGAGGUGAUCGUGCAUGCGCCCAACCUGCCCAACAUGGAGCUGUACUGGAACAGCUACAACAAUCGUCGAGACCUGAACUUUGAACGUGGAAGUGACAUCACCCUCAAAUGCCCCGUGAUGCUGGUGGUGGGGGACCAGGCACCCCAUGAAGAUGCUGUGGUGGAGUGUAACUCGAAGCUGGAUCCCACCCAGACCUCCUUCCUUAAGAUGGCCGACUCGGGAGGUCAGCCUCAGUUGACCCAGCCAGCCAAGCUGACUGAGGCCUUCAAGUACUUCCUGCAAGGAAUGGGUUACAUGGCCUCGUCCUGUAUGACGCGUCUGUCCCGCUCCCGCACCGCCUCGCUGACCAGCGCAACUUCCAUCGACGGCUCCCGCUCCCGCUCCCGCACGCUGUCCCAGAGCAGCGAGUCCGGCCCCCUCCCCCCGGGACCCACUAUGGAGGUCUCCUGCUGAACCCCCCUUCCCCCUCCUCCCCUCCAGCACGGGGCUCGGGGGGGAGAGAGCAAGGGGGGUGGGGGCGGGCCCCCAGGAGACGGUCUCAUACCCUGGGCCUCAGACCUUGACCUUUGAUUGGAUGGAUCCCCAACCCUGACCUCUAACUUGUGACCCCAAAGGAGAAGCCCCAAGAUCUUUCCCUAAGAUGUUUCCCCCUCUGUGGUGGAGAAUCAGGAGGUGGGGGUCUGCUUGCCCCCUGUAGUAUUCUGGAGCCUCUGAUUCAGGAAGUGCCCUGUUGCCACCAACCAACAGGGGAAAAGGGGAAGGUAUCCCCGGAGCUGAGAGGAGGAGGCUAAUGGCUAUCAGCCUCCAUGGAAAGGGAGAGGGGAGCGAGGUUGCAUUAGUAUGUGCGUGGUUGGGGCUGGGGGGUGGAGGGGAAGAGUGCUAGGAGACUACUGAGGAGGAAGUACCGCUUGCCCCAGGCUGGGUCAAGAAGGCCAGAGGGUGAGGGCAGAUGGGAGGGGGAAGUGAGUAGGACUGUGCAGGGGAGGGCCUGGGGACUGGGGGCUGCUUGGCUGCACUAACCUGCAUAGCUUUCAGUGUGUAUGGAGUGGGGAAGGGGCUGCACCCCUGCCUAAUGCUGCUUGAGAAAUGUGGAGGGAACCACGGGGUUAUUGACCACAUCGUGGGGGGCUUUCUGGCGGGGGGAUGAGAAUUCCUCCAGUGAGCCCCCACACAUCCCCCAUAGAAAUAAAGUGCAUAGAAGAAUCGGU
This is a messenger RNA of Ornithorhynchus anatinus (platypus), 1952 nucleotides long. RefSeq names its product NDRG family member 2 (gene NDRG2). The record is from RefSeq and is a predicted model, not a curated record. Gene Ontology annotation, cellular component: cytoplasm. Bases 91 to 1197 code for a protein of 368 amino acids. Gene Ontology annotation, biological process: signal transduction. NCBI's taxonomy places the organism in Eukaryota, Metazoa, Chordata, Mammalia, Monotremata, Ornithorhynchidae. The transcript has 16 exons.